GCAACAAAGAAAAGGCGUGAGAAUUUGAUACCAAACAAUCUACUGUGUGUGCCGGAUAAUUUUUCACAUAAAUAGUAGGCUGAUAUAAGUAAACCACGCACCUCCCAGUAACGAAAUCUUCCGGUGAUAAGCUGCAUAUCUAUAGACUGCGACCCCCAAAAACAGCUCACUGUUCAAGAAUUUGGUCGUUUGCACAAGUGCCCAUUUUCGGGAAGCUGUAACUUCCAAGAUGAGAAUAAACGACGUGGUCCUUAUCAGCCUGCUUGCUAUUUUUUGGGCAAAUGUGGCAUUUACCUUUAGCGUGUACAGAAGGGUGAAAUAUGAUAAUUCCUAUGGAGGAGUUGCGAGUAAUGGAUUCGAGUGUGCGGAAAUUGGAAGCAAUAUUCUUAAAAAAGGAGGUUCAGCUGUUGAUUCGGCUAUUGCGACGAUGGCGUGUGAGGGGGUUGCUAUGCCUGCAAGUACAGGUAUCGGCGGCGGAUUCUUGAUGACGAUUUACAUUAGGGAAAAUCAGAGUUCGGUGACCCUAAAUGCAAGGGAAGUCGCCCCAUUGCACGCUUCUGAAAACAUGUAUAACAGUAACCCCGAAUUAUCUUACAAAGGAGGACUGGCGGUUGCGGUUCCUGGAGAACUACGAGGAUAUUGGUAUGCCCAUAAGCGAUUUGGGGUGUUGCCGUGGAAGGAGAUCCUAGAACCGGUCAUAGAUUUGUGUAAGCAAGGAAAUCGAGUUACUCCAUAUAUGGAAAGGACGUACAAGAAUAACGAAUGGCAAAUUCGAAAAGAUCCAGGAUUAAGGGCGGUCUUCAUAAAUCCUGAAACUAACUCAACCUACAAGGAGGGUGACUAUAUCAAACGUUUGAAGUUGGCUGAAACUCUAGAAAUUAUCGCAAGAGAUGGAGCUAACGCUUUAUAUGACGGUGUUUUAACCCAACCGCUCCUGGAAGAUAUCAGGGAAGCAAACGGAAUAAUAACCGAAGAAGAUUUAAGGACUUACAGGCCCAUUUGGAUGGAGCCGUUGGUUUCGAAACUUUCUGGUGAGCAAACGCUGUACACAACGCCAAUACCAGGCUCGGGACCAAUUUUGACCUUUAUAUUAAAUGUUUUAAAUGGCUAUCUCGACGAAACGGACAUAAACAAGGUGGAAAACUGGCAAAAGAUAGUUGAAACCUUUAAAUACGCGUACGCGAAAAGAUCGGAAAUGGGAGACACCGAUUUUGUAGAUGUAAGGGAGCUGAUGCGCAAUCUAACGUCUCAGGAAUACGCGAAAGCUAUCCGAGAGAAAAUAACCGUCGACAGAACUUUCUAUACUCCAGACCAUUAUGGCGCAAGCUUCACGGCCUCAAAAGAGGAUCAUGGUACAGCUAAUAUGGUAAUUUUGGCACCUAACGGCGAUGCCGUAUCGGUCACGGGAACAAUUAAUCAAGUCUUCGGUGCUGGAAUAUUGUCAAAAAGUACAGGUAUAAUAUUAAACGAUGAAAUGGACGACUUCGCAUCGCCCGGGAUUACAAACCAAUUUGGCGUACCUCCGUCACCAGCUAACUUUAUUCGCCCAAAGAAACAUCCACUAUCGUCCAUGUGCCCUAGCAUCAUAGUUAAUAGAGACGGCGAUGUUGUUUUGGCGAUUGGUGCUGCUGGAGGAACCAAAAUUACGACAGCCGUCGCGUUGACGAUUAUGCGCCAUUUGUGGUUUGGAGAGGCUCUAUCUCCCGCCAUCGCGGCGUCUAGGCUACAUCACCAACUGAUGCCAAUGCACAUCGAUCACGAAUCGACGUUUGACGAGGGUUUGCUACACAGUUUGAGAGACAUCGGCCAUAAGACUAAUGAGGUACCCUCGGCAUCGGGAUUUGCUUCGGUCACCGCCAUUUCAACAAACGGUAAGGUGUUGAAUGGUAGCAUAGACCCGCGACGAGGGGGCAGCGUGUCUUUGAUGAGUACGACAACCAAAAUAUCUACCUUUCCGAACCAAAUUUAGUCACUCUUAACAUUAGCCGGUUUUGUCUUAUUAAAAUAUUUUAACACUUUCA
This is a messenger RNA of Photinus pyralis (common eastern firefly), 2021 nucleotides long. Its product is annotated as scoloptoxin SSD14-like. The transcript is spliced from 7 exons. Gene Ontology annotation, biological process: glutathione catabolic process. The coding region runs from base 230 to 1969 and encodes 579 amino acids. Gene Ontology annotation, cellular component: plasma membrane. The record is from RefSeq and is a predicted model, not a curated record. Gene Ontology annotation, molecular function: glutathione gamma-glutamate hydrolase. NCBI's taxonomy places the organism in Eukaryota, Metazoa, Arthropoda, Insecta, Coleoptera, Lampyridae.